GCUGUUGUCACUUGCAGAUUGUGGCAAUGGUACUUACUGCUUCAUCCCCCGCUCGCCGUUUGGCAUGGAUCGCUGGGGAAGUGGACGGGAAAUGUUCUACCUCUUCCUCGUCGGCAUCGUUCUGUUCCUCCUGCUGUGGUUCUUCGAGACCAACGUGUAUGGCAUCUGGUACUGGAUCAGGUCAAUCCCUGGCCAGAGGUCCCGCGAAGACGGGGCAACGGUUUCACUUUCAGAUAUUGAGAUGGGCAUCCACGAACCGGGUACGUCGGAGGACGACGACGUGGCGGCCUGAGCGCGCAACAGUCGAAGCGUUAGUCCAGAGAGGCGGCAUGGCACAUGAAGCUCUGGUUGUGCUCAACCUGAAGAAGAACUUCCAGUCUCUUCAGGCUGUGGACAACCUGACCUUUGCCGUGCACAAGAAUGAGUGCUUUGGUCUGCUUGGUGUCAACGGGGCGGGCAAGACGACAACCUUUAGGAUGCUCACCGGUGACCUCCCCAUGAGCUCAGGCAAUGCGUACCUUGGUGAAGCCAGCCUUCAGAACGACCUUCUGGAGUUUCAGUCCAAUAUUGGCUACUGCCCACAGUUUGAUGCCCAAAUAGACAGACUGACUGGGCGAGAGACCUUGGAGUUGUUUGCGCUCAUCCGAGGCGUGCCCAAUCACCGUGUUCCUUCAGUCGUCAACUACAUGAUCAACCUAGCAGACCUGCAAGCCCAUGCCGACAAGCCUACAGAAGCUUACAGUGGUGGGAGUCGGCGCAAGCUCUCCAUCGCCAUGGCACUGAUCGGCAACCCUCCGGUGGUGUUCCUCGACGAACCCACAGCAGGCGUGGACCCAGCAGCACGGCGCAAGAUCUGGCAGGGGCUCGACGACGUGCAGAAGCUCAUGGGUGCUGCCGUCAUCCUCACCAGUCACAGCAUGGAGGAGUGCGAGGCCCUUUGCCAGAGGAUAUCCAUCAUGGUUAACGGGUCCUUCCGGUGCCUUGGAUCGACACAGCACCUCAAGUCCAAGUUUGGCGAGGGCUUCACUGUCAUCGUCAAGAUGGGGCAGGAGCAGGCGGCCAGCUCCAACGCAGCGUCGACCAUCUCCAACGCCAUGCUUGCCAAGUUUCCGGGCAACUGCGUCCUCAGGGACAGUCACCAGGCCUUGCUCCACUUCCACGUCACUGACACCAGCCUAAGGUGGAGCCAACUUUUCGAGACCCUGGAGACCCUGAAGCAGGAGCUCUCUUUCGAAGACUACAUCGUAAGCGACACGACACUCGAGCAGAUCUUCCUGGCGUUUGCGAGGUCGCAGCGAGACACAACGACCGAGGCCCCUGUUGGCUGCUUCCGAAAGUGGUGUCCUUUCUAGUUCUGGCUUUGUAAGCUUUGGAAAGCCCGCCAAACCCCGCCGCCAGAAUUGCCUGCGCUCUCACCGCAACUUGGCGGGCGUAGAAGGUUGCACCAAGCUGCAUCUAAAAUGAAAGCUCCAGAGUCCGCGUCAAGCUUUCUGGAAGUUUCAAGCUUGCAAUAACGUCAGCGUAACAAUAGGCAUGCAUGAAAGUGCCAGGCAGAUGCGAUGAGAUUUGAUUUACAAGAUUCAUCUUUCUGCAAAAAAAUCACAUGUACAAGCUUGGUUACUAUAUUCAUGAUGAUGUGUGCACGUAUUCACGUGUGUGUAUGUGUAGCUGCUCAAAUCGAGUUUGCUGGUUUAGAGUUUCACACUCCGAUUGCUCCUUGUUUAUCUGUAUUGCUUCUGCUGUUCUAAGCUUGGGCAGGACAGCUUCAAACAAGAAAAAAAAUCAACAGAUGUUCGCAAGUUUACCCAAAUCACUGCAGCAAUAUUAAGUUGUAGUGAAAGACCAGCAUCUUGGUCAUUCCUUUGAUGACCUUAAGUUAAGUGGAAUGUCUUUCGAACUGAAGGAACUUUCACAGAAGUCUUCUACAUAUGCCUUACUUAUGCAAAGCGAGACAAGUACGUCGAAGUUGGAAAAUUCCUCUUGCAUCUUACUGUGAUAACGAAAGCUUCGGGCCUUCUGCUCUCGCCAAUUUGCGAUGAGACGCUGUGUGGCUGACGGUGCAUUGCCUUAUGUCAUGUUUGUGCAUGACUGCAGUGCUGUAGGCUUUCUGCGGUGCUAGUUUUUCUGCGUUUGCGAUCGGUCUGAUGUUUCGGAGUAAAUGCGCUGGGCGCAUGUUCGAGACGUUUUGCUAUAACAGCGCUGAGCGCAUGUUUAAGACGUUUUGGAAUAACAGCAUUGAGCACAUUUUCGAGAUGCUGCAGAUGUCUCGCUGGUGGAACCUUAGGAAUGUGAUGUAUGGUGGAGCAAAGUGGGUGAGCUUACUGUUGCCAAGUUUUGCGGCGACACGCAAGAUACCACCUCCUGGUGGCAGUGCACUGUGAUUUUGUUGUGUAAGAAGAUAGAUGCCUUAAGUAUGAAAGUGUAUCAGGAUGUAGGUCUUUUUUCGUUCCAAGUGAGUGCAGAAGUGUUGCGCAUGUCUUAUUUAGAACUGUAUGUUUAUGAUGUGUGGCCUAGUUCAUGUAGGAAGGUGAAUUGAAUUGACGAAUUGAUUUUGCAACUGCGUUGCGAGGAUGAACAGGCAAGAAAAGCUGCCAGUAGCAGCUUGAGGUGACACUGGCCACCUCAGUAGUGAGGUGUGUCAGUCCCGAGAUAAUGUUUCUUCUCUCACAAGAUGUAUCGGAGGCAGUUUUCUGGCAAAAGAAAAUGUUGCCACUGGCAGUACUGUGUAGUUGAGAUUAUAUUCACUUUCAGGCUCGGUUUCCCUAAUAUCACCAAUUGUUCACGCAACGUUGCCAGUAUGUUGCCUUAACAUCCCGAACGUUGCCCCAACAUUGUUGCACCACUGCGUGCUACUAUGGUUUGUUCUGCUUAAAGCAUUGUAUAGUGUUUCUGAAAGUUCUAUUCCGGUGUAAGUAUGACUCGUACAUUGCAUUGUUUCAGGGUUGUUUAACGUAUCCCUUGUUUUGCGUUGCAGUUCUUGUAUUGCAGGCAGAUGGCAAGGUGCCCAUUUUUAUAAUCAUCUCGGGGGAUGUCAACCAAGUAAUUUAAUCAUACAUAUUGCUUCAUGUUAGGUAUAUUAAAUGGACAUCAUUUUAUGCAGUUGUACAUUGGGAGACCAAGGUGGUUUUUAAAUAUUCCAAAGAAUAGUAAAAUGCUGUCAUGUGUGCUCCUUUUUACUUUUAACUUUUUACUUUUGUGUUGUGUAAUAUUUUGUAUAAACAUGCAAGCAGUUGUUUUACUGCAGAACGCAAGUUUUUUGGAAUAAAUUAUUAUGAGAUUUUUGAUGUUAAUAAGGCUGUUGAGUCAUCUUUGUUGACAGGACAAAAGAGACGAAGGGAUCUCGAAUCUCGUCAACUAUUUCCGUCUCUCUCAGCCUGUCAAACCACACUUUUUCACUUUGCAAACCUAAGAAAAUUUUAUGAAUGACCGGACGAUUCCUUAAAUGUAUUCAGUCACUAGCUGUUUAUGACUGGCAUUCUUGAAAAUGCCACAACUGUAGCCGCUUAUUUUUUCUAUCACUUAAAACAUUGAUUCAUUACGUGAAGGGCUGUCAGUGGGGUUAGCUUGCAGAAAGAUGAUAUUCUUGCAGUUAUUAGCUGGACAAUGUCAAAACGCAGAAGGUACAGAAAGCUUGUUCAGAAAGCUGUUGCAAAAACAAAAACAUGCCAAAAGCUUGUGCACGUUUCGUCAUUGCAAUGCUGCUCCUGCAUUAGAUAAAGAUUUAGUCAGUUUUCUGACAUCACACUUCUGCAAAUUUUUGAAGUGUGGAUGACAGCUGUGCAGGCUGUUGCACACAGUUUGUGUGAUGUUAUCAGAUGACCACCGUGUACAUCUGUCACAUUGCAAAACAUACACUACAAAGCUGCAUACCUCCUGAUAAAAAAAUUGGCUGGAUGUCAUGAUGUAGGUAUGCCACGUUGCUGAAAAGCUGGUAAAUUUUUAACACCUUUUCUUGCGCAUAACCGCAAUUUUGUAAGCAGACAAAUGUCCGAAGCUGCAUGCAAAAUUUCAAGUAUUAAGUCCUUAGGCAUAAUGUGCCUUUCUCUUUCAUGAAAACACUGAACGAGAUUUUUCACACACUGAAACAACAAACGUGCUUGUCAUUCUGGUGUAGUAGAGAGUUAGUGCACGUGAGCCACAUGUUUUCAUUGAGGUCGCGAAACUGUCUAAAGCGCUCUACUACGCAAACGUCAAAAAGCUUCCAGCUCCAGUAUAUUGAACAUUGCGAUUCCCUUCAGAUUUGACGUAUCAGGUUUCGACUGUAUAACCGUUGUUGCCAAACCUAAGUUUCAUUGUCGUUUCAAGGUUGACGUUAACGUUAAGUUGAGAAUGCAUUUUCAGGAGCACAGAAGUUGUAAAAUUGUGAAGUAGUACCUCAUGAUAAUGAUAAUGUUGCUAAAGAAAGGCUCGUAAGGCCUCAUGAUAAUAAGUGAGUUUUAGCACUGCAUAUGCUGCAUCUGUAACUGCCUUGCAUGCGCAAGAAUGCCACAUUUCCCUUAAAGUGCGCUUGCAGAAAUUCUUAGGUGCACUUUGCCAAACAUGGUGUUUUUACGUGCACAACGCUGUUGUGGAUGCGCAUGCAUUUCUAAUACCCACUAAUGAGCCCAGUCUACCGCUGCCACCUCUUGAAUACAAUUGCAGUGUCUAUCAUAUGUUAGGUCUGCCAUCAAUAUUUCACUGAACAUAGCCGUAAAAUUCCCAGGCUGAUGCAUUACCUUUAUAAUGCGGAAUAUUAUUAUACAGUAAAUGCAAUAGGAGAUAUAGCUGCUGUGUGCAGAAUCUGUGAAAGACUGUGCUGAAAUGUCUGGAAUUUUUACUGCUAUAUUUUUAUAUUUGUGACUGGUCACGCGCAUGUUGUGUAUCUGCGUAUGUUAUAUGAGGCUGCCUGUUGAUGUGUUUUGCUUAUGGCUUUAUUUUGACAAUCAGUAAGUUAUGCAGAUAAAUGUGUUAGCAUUAGAAACAUCUGGUUAUCAAAGCUGCGCCAUUGUAGUCACGCUGCUUUAAUGCCGUCCAUUUUCCGUGGCCUAAAUCAAAUCUGCGUGUGCAGCCGUUCACGUCAAUAUACUUAGUCAAAUACAUGUUACUGGAGAGUACUAAUAUUUAUCUCUCCAAAAUAAUCCCACUUUUUAUUAAUUGUCAAAGGUUGGCUUGAAGGCACAAUAUCAUUCUUUGUCUCAGAUGUAAGACUAUGAUCAUUGUUUUCUUUAAUAUUGUUAUCUUUGUGUAAGCACGAAUAAGAGCUAUGCAAUGUAUAAAUGGCUGUUGAAAGGUGCAAGAUGCAAUGUUUCGUGAGCCAUAUUCAACAAACUUGAAAGUUAUGCAAGUUCAUUGGGAAUGUAUGCAUUCUCAUUAGGUCAUGAUUGCGUGUUGCUGUAGGGCUUGCUGCUGCUGUUGUGAUGAGGGGUGUUUUGGGUAUUGGUUAGAGACACCUUUUGAAUAACGAUGUGAAUGAAAUGUUAGAAAAAGAAAAGCAUGAUUGGACCAAGUCAGUGCACCAGUUACAUAAAGCUUUCACAUUACUGCAGUUCUGUGUUCGAGUGUGAGAUGGAGUGGUAAUGCCUAAGUGACUCAGAAACUUGUAUUAUGUAUUCAGCAUUGGCCUGGUAUAUUCAACACUGGUUCAAGCACAGAUGACAGUGAUAUCUUUCUAUUUUUUUCUACGACUAUAAUUAGCAGCAUCUUUUUCUUCUUCAUUCAUAGGUCUGAGUUAUAAAUCUUUUUUCUCAUCUACUUUAGCAACUGUUUCAGCAAAAUUUGGUAAUAUUCCUUCGGAAAUGAUUUCAUGUGUGGUCCCAUGAUCCUUCAUGUUUGGCAUGUGUCUUGUACGAAGCCUACAGAAUUUGUAUGAGUUCUAUCUCACUUUCACUUCUCCAAUAUUUAUCCGAAAAGUGUGGGAUUUUUGGACUCUGUACAGAGCGCUUCAGCGGUAUGUGACACAGGUUUCAGCAUAACACAUGCUAUGAAAAAAAAAAAAAGGUUAUUCGAAAUUACCAAUUUCCGUUCAUUACUUAAAAUAUUUGUCAAAACACACUAAGGCAUUGUCUGUUUAUCCAUUCUUGGCACUUCAUUGUAUUGAUGAGGUGUUUACCAACUUAUUGUCAUUAUAUUUUCAUCUGCGUUUAAUCCUGCUCUACAUAUCCUAGUCAAUGUUCGAUUAUGUUUCAUUGCUUCUACAUAAUCACUUGUUUCAUGUUUUUUUCCAUUUUGUGGAUCGCGCGCUGGAUUUCAAUGCUUUGUCCUCUCCAUGCCCACUGUGAUGUUCUGUAAUGGCAGUUUUCAUGCAGCACUUAAAAUAAAGUGUUGUUGAAGCUA
Molecule: messenger RNA, 6312 nt
Organism: Rhipicephalus sanguineus (brown dog tick)
Lineage: Eukaryota; Metazoa; Arthropoda; Arachnida; Ixodida; Ixodidae
Product: phospholipid-transporting ATPase ABCA3
Exons: 7
Coding region: 27-1352 (441 amino acids)
Biological process (GO): transmembrane transport; lipid transport
Cellular component (GO): membrane; intracellular membrane-bounded organelle
Molecular function (GO): lipid carrier activity; ATP hydrolysis activity; ABC-type transporter activity
Source: RefSeq, a predicted model, not a curated record